AACUGUGAUGACCGAAGCGCUGGUAUAAAAUAUUUUCAUUCAUUUUUUAGCUGUUCAUGGUAUUUGAUUGUUUUGCUGUAAUUUUUAGAUAUUUUUGUUUUUUUCCUUCUCAUACCAUUAAAACACGAAAAGACAUUUUGUUGAUCAUAACAUUAAGUCGGUUUUCUUAGAAACAUUGUUGUUUGAAUACUGAUGACUGUAUAAUGUAUAUAUUAUUCAUAACGCAGUGUGAGUUCCUCAAAGGAGUGAGAGGAGCCCACGCUCCACCACUAUUUUCAACAGAGCUCAGGGGAAUAUCUCCGUAUCUCCGUGGAUGCACUUCGAUUUCCAUGGUCAUCAACGACAAUGCAAAAACAUAAAAACGCCUUUGAGACGAGCUUAGACCUGACAUCUUUUCCUAGCUUUCAUGAUGCGUGACCUCGUUUUGAUACUACAACUGCAAUCCACACCAACUUAACAAUACAUCAAUUAUUUUUAAAAAUUGUGUUCUCAUUUAUAAUUUAGAAACAUAUUUAAACUAUAUAUAAUUUAUAAAUACUGCUGUUAGAAAAUAAAAAAGAAAAGAAACUCGAACUUCUGACAGCGAAGAUAGAUCACGUUAUUGAUGUCAACAUGAAGCAAGAGUUUCAGUGCAGUCACAUUUUACUGAGAUAUCAUGUGCUAUCAGAAUUUCACAAGCCAAUCUGGCCGAUCAUUAAACCUAUCCUGCUCACCCUUCUUCGUUGUGUGUUUGCCAUCUACCUUAUCGUUUUCAUGACUAUCAGUAUUGCAUGGGAUCAUAAAUCACCACGAUGGUUAACAUUUGCAACAAGUUGGAACUACAUCCUGGUGUUGUUAUACUUUGUGUAUGCAUUCUUCAUAUCUGUGUUUCUUCCCUCAAAAGAUGAACCUUCAGUUUCAAUGUCUGCUCUUCAAAACGGCAAUUCCAUCGACAUCGAAGACAGUCGACGAAUUGGUGAUAAUUUACCCAUCAGCGUGAAAAUAUUCUGGGUUUUUUUCAACAUCGCUCUGACUUUAUGUACCAGUGUUGUGUUGAUAUACUGGGUACUUCUGCACGACUAUAACACUAAUUUAAAAGCUGACUUAGACACCUAUUUGAACUUUGACCGCCAUGGCAUCAAUUUAGUACUACUGAUUAUUGACUUCUGGUUUCAUCAUAUACCUCUUCGAUUUCUUCACUUUGUUUAUCCGCUUCUUGUAUCACUUAUAUAUCUUGUUUUUAACGUAGUGUAUUGGGCCAUCACAGAUGAACUAAUCUAUAGCGCAAUUGAUUGGGAUAAUGAUUUAGGAAUGGCGAUUGGUUAUUCGAUAGGUAACCUGGUGCUGAUUAUUAUUGCGCAUUUUCUUUGGUACUGGAUCAAUCAAGGUAAACGAAAGAUCAGGAAAGCUCAACAGGAAGCACAUUACGUGGCGUGAUACAUCAAGAUUCCACUAUGUUGCGGACAAUAGAGACUAUUCAGAACGAGACGUCUAUCCUUUUUAAUACCUUUUUAUCCCCAAGAGAGUAAAUUUUCCAAUGUCUGGAAAACAACUGAUGUUUCUAUAUUUUCUGAUAUCAAUUAUUUAUUAUUUAAUAAUUUUUUAAAUUCUUGUUAUUUAUUUAUUUAUUUAUUUGUUAAUCCAAGUUACAUAUCAUAUCUACAAUAAAAAUUUUUACAUCACCUAACAACUUGUAAUGUCUAACA
Messenger RNA from Hydractinia symbiolongicarpus, 1685 nucleotides. RefSeq names its product protein rolling stone-like. Bases 613 to 1416 code for a protein of 267 amino acids. Gene Ontology annotation, cellular component: membrane. The transcript has 2 exons. Lineage: Eukaryota; Metazoa; Cnidaria; Hydrozoa; Anthoathecata; Hydractiniidae. The record is from RefSeq and is a predicted model, not a curated record.